Cydia amplana is the source of this 1394-nucleotide messenger RNA. Its product is annotated as zinc finger protein 131-like. The transcript has 6 exons. The record is from RefSeq and is a predicted model, not a curated record. The coding region runs from base 124 to 1365 and encodes 413 amino acids. Gene Ontology annotation, cellular component: nucleus. Gene Ontology annotation, biological process: regulation of transcription by RNA polymerase II. Gene Ontology annotation, molecular function: protein binding. Lineage: Eukaryota; Metazoa; Arthropoda; Insecta; Lepidoptera; Tortricidae.
UAUUAGCAACACCAAGUUUUGUUUUCUGUUCGCUUUUGCUUUCUCUUGAACUUAAUUAUUUUUUAUUAUUUUCCUUAAUUUUUCGACAAAAACUGCCAGCCAUAUGCUGCGUUUCUUUCAGUAAUGGCGAAUCAGGAAAUCAGUUUAAAAUGGAACGGGUAUCAAGACAACAUUUUGACGAAUGUUAAGGGCUUGUUUGAGGAUGAGGGGUUGUCGGACGUAACAUUGGUUUCCGAAGGGUUGAGCUUCAAGGCUCACAAAGUUAUUUUGUCAGCGAACAGUUCAGUGUUCAAGACAAUUUUCCAGCAAAACCCCCACAAGGAUCCUAUAAUAGUGCUUCAUGACAUCAACACGGCGUCGCUGCGAACGUUGCUGACGUUUAUGUACAACGGGGAGGUGAAUGUGACUGAGGAGCUUCUGCCCCUGCUGCUGAAGACAGCGGAGGCGUUGAGGAUUUGUGGUUUAUCGACGGGAACCGACACCGCGCGAGAUGAUGAGAAACCAGCCAGUACUACUAAUACAACUGCACAGCCAACUAAAAAACGCAAGAAAAGCGAGAAUGAAGACAACAACAACAAAACUAAGAAAACGGCUCCGACACCACCAAAACCUGAUACUGGCACUAAUCUUAGUACCUCGGACCCCUUCAAAAAUAAUAACAUAGUGCCAAAGCUGGAGCCGAUUGAUUCCCCGCUAACCGAUUACUCUGGAGAAAACACAAACGACACAGACAUCGCCCUCCUAGAUGAAACAGAGAAAAAAUACUCAACAAGCCCUGAAAGUAUCUCAAGCAAAUCCGUCUGCUCUACCGCCGCAGGUGACCGUACGGUCAAAAAGUGGAUCAGCGAAGUCAGCAGCACGCAACCUUGUCUGAACAUUAACGAAAAAGCCAUAGAUACUAUUGAUGAUGAUAAAGAAUGCAUCGAAAUAGAUAAGGAAGUCGAGACAGUGUUACAGAGUGGAACUAUCGUUGAAUCUCUAAGCAUUACGACAGAAAACUUGAAUUCUGUGUCCAGUGAGGCGCAGAAUUGCAAAGAUAAAAACACUUGUUACGCCAACCCGUCAUUCCCCUGCCCGUUCUGCCCUCGCGUGUACAACAGCUGGGGUUAUAGGAGGCGACACGUCAAAUCUCGACAUAUGACCAACAGAUUGUCCUGCAAAUGGUGUGUCUCCAUUCUCCCAUCCACCGGUGCUUGGUAUUCCCACGCUACCAGAGCCCACGGGGUACCUCACGAAGAGGCCCGGAACUCCCUGGUAGUUAUGGUGGAGGCCCACGCCGUUUUAACCCUUAACGAACCCAGCGUGGCCCAGUUACUGGGUCAAGUGGGGAUGGGAGAUGGGAACGCGGUGGAAAAGACUGCUUAAGGUAGGUUUUUGAGUUUAUGGGCGGGGCC